AUGUGCAGAGCUGAGGGCGGGGCCGGUGUCACUGACCCCCUGCGGACCCCCUACGGACCCCCUACGGACCCCCUACAGACCCCCUACGGACCCCCUACAGACCCCCUACGGACCACCUACGGACCCCCUACAGACCCCCUACGGACCCCCUGCGAACCCCCUACAGACCCCCUACGGACCACCUACGGACCACCUACGGACCCCACUGCGGACCCCCUACGGACCCCCUACGGACCCCCUGCGGACCCCCUACGGACCCCCUACGGACCCCCUACAGACCCCCUAACGGACCACCUACGGACCCCCUAA
Knipowitschia caucasica is the source of this 309-nucleotide messenger RNA. Lineage: Eukaryota; Metazoa; Chordata; Actinopteri; Gobiiformes; Gobiidae. The record is from the annotation of a GenBank genome assembly.